CGGGCGCUGGUGUUCCAAAGCUCUUCCGUUCAACUGCAUGCGUGGGUGUUGCAACGUGGGUUAGGGGGAGGGGUAACCUCCUUCCUUGCUUGGUGUUGACCGCCUACGCCCAGAGGACGGGCGGGAAUUCCCACGCCCAACUUCCAGCCUGCAAGGGCAGGUUCGGCUCGCGCCGGCGCUUUGCGGCCCUUCGUCGGCCGGCGGCGGCGGCGUGAGGAUGGCCAGGGCUGUGCUGCCCAGCGCCGACGGCGCGGGCGAGCUGCCCAGGCAGGCGGGCGCCGCCUACUCCCAGGUGGAGCCGCUCGUCGGGCCGCGGGAGUUCGAGUGGAGUCGCUCGUGGGCCCAGGAGCAGGGGAACAGACGAGGACAUAACAUACAGUCGGUCCGCGCGGAUUUCUCGGAUCGGCGCUGGGCCCCCCUCCCUGGCGCGCGGAGUGCGCCAUGGGCGGCGCCGGAGGCGCCGCCAGCGUGUCGGUUGUUUGUUCCACUAUUUGUUUCAUUGCAGGAGGCACAGGCGCUGGAGGAGUCGAUCGGGCGCGCCCCCGAGCUCGGCGGCGACCUGGCCGCUUCCUCGGAGCAGGCGCGUCCUGCUGCGCGAGUGGCGCUGGGCGUACUGUGCCUUACUCGGAGAACUGCCGCUUUGUGUCAGGCUUGCUCUUGGCCUUUCCGGGUCGAAGCUGACGUGCCGACCCGCAGGUCGGAGCCCGCUCCCGGCGGUGUGGUGCAGCAGGCCCACCCUCGCGCGCUUGUCACGAGGGUGGCGAGGUACGAGUUCAAACUCAUUAGCUCGGGACUGUGCCAAGACACUGGCUGGUCAAUAGUCGCGGACUCCGACACCUGCGAGGCCGCGGCAAAGCAACUGCAGCUGGAUGGCUCGCACGUCACGAUCACCACCGAAGUGGGCGUACCCGACGGCUGCUACUACCGCAACGGCUCUUCUGGCAGCGCUGGCGCGCUCUUCCUGAGCACCAGCCCGCUGAAUCGUGGCAGCCGAGACUAUCAGUCUGACGUCCAGGGGGAGGUGAACCAGCGAGUCUGUUCCCAGACGGUGGCUGCCAGCUUCACCAGGGAGCAGGCCCAGGACGACGCACGGCAGCAGAUCGCUUUUGCUACCUCCAUGUUGAUGGUUGGGAAGGUGGACGGUCUGGACGUGGACGUCCCUGUUCGCGAGGGCAGCAAGUUGACCGCUUUUCAGGCACCAGCGCCCCAUGGGAGUGCGGACACGACAGUGGCCCCCACGACCACGACUGCCGCCCCCGCAACGUCCAAGGCGCCCCACGGCCGUGCGAACACGACUGGUGCGGGCACGACGGGUGCGAACACGACUGGUGCGAACACGACGGGAACGAACACGACGGGCACGAAUACGACGUCCAAGGUGCCUCCCUCCAACUUGCCGGUGGCGGUCGCUGUGAAGCCUUUGGAAAUCAUAAAGGCGAUAGGGUAUGCUCCUGUUCCGCUGAGAGGCGUGGGCGAGCACUUGCCGAACGAUGAUUUCAUGCAGGCCAACACUUCAGCGUUGUGGGGGCCUGACGGGCGGCAGGACCUCAGUAUCAUGAGGUCGCUUGGGGCCAAUGCAGUGCGGCUCUAUGGCAACGAUCCGUCCCUGGACCAUGGGUCCUUCCUCGAUGAGGCGCAGAAGGAGGGCCUGGAGGUCAUCGCGGGCAUGAGCGAUUACGCGUACACUCAGAUGUACGGCUCCUGCAAGGACACGGAAUUUGAUUGCUACAGGCAGAUCAAGGAACAGUAUUUGGCCAAUCUCAAGGGGGGGUUCCUGCAGGACAACGGUCACUACCACCCAGCCCUCAAGGUCGUGGUCCUCAUUAACGAACCGGACCUGAAGUUGAGCCACGAUUCCGGAGUCGUCGCUAGUCCCGAAAAGUUCUGCAAGGCCAUUGUGAGUGCAUUCGACGCUGUGCUGGACGCGGAGAAGGAGGUGAGAGCUUUAGGCCCCGCGCCAAAUUUCAGUGCCACGUUCUCGUAUGGGGUGUGCUAUGAAUGCGCGGGCAUUGACAAGACGAUGCCCGCGUACGGGCAGAUGCGUGAGCUGAGGAAGGCUAUGAAAAAGCCCUCAAGCGUGGGUUACGCUGCAAAGAACAACCUCUGGGCUGCAUAUCAUGAGCGCUUUGUGAACAGCGUCAAUACUGAGAACAGGGCUGAGGAUUACCAGGAGUUUUUCCAGCUCAGGUACGAUGCCGAGUUCCAGGGCACCCCCGUCUUCCUCGGUGAGUACCACGCGCCUCCUUUCGACCAGGUGGAGGACCUCCAGUCGAUCAUCAAGAUCGCAGAGAACCGGUCCAGCCUUUUGACAGGGCUUUCCUUCUUCGAAUUUCAGACCCGCUACGAUAAAGGCGGUGUGGGCGAGAUGUCCUUCGGGAUGUUCGGCCUUGGAGACACGACUCUUGGCAGCUUCAACAUGUAUGACAAGGAGGUCCAAGCGUACUGCCUCACGUCGACCCGCGCUGGUGUGGGCAACCACGUCGUCCAUCACGCCCUUGCCAAGGCCUUCAACGGCUCUGGGCUCAAGAGUGAGGACCUGUGCCCUGGCACCCCGGCCGACAUGAUAUGAGGUCUGCGCGGCAAGCCUCUUUCGCGCUCGCUGGGCUCAUCCUCGGCUGCUUUUCUCGGGCCCUCUUACCGCACCUCGGAGGAGGGAAGAGGGUUACCAUAGCCACCGG
This is a messenger RNA of Prorocentrum cordatum, 2678 nucleotides long. Lineage: Eukaryota; Dinophyceae; Prorocentrales; Prorocentraceae. The record is from the annotation of a GenBank genome assembly.